Messenger RNA from Vigna radiata var. radiata (mung bean), 789 nucleotides. RefSeq names its product disease resistance protein RML1B-like. NCBI's taxonomy places the organism in Eukaryota, Viridiplantae, Streptophyta, Magnoliopsida, Fabales, Fabaceae. The record is from RefSeq and is a predicted model, not a curated record. Gene Ontology annotation, biological process: defense response.
CCAUACUUUCAAGCAAGUCUGAGAAGAGGGUGUCUUCACUUUGGAGAAACAGUGAAUUGAGGUGUCUAAACAUGAGUUGUUGCGAGAAGCUUGAAACAAUAGCAGAGCUUCCCCCUUUCCUUAAAACUUUAGAUGUCUCCUUUUCAACAUCACUGAAAAGUCUACCAAAGCUUCCUCUUUCCCUUCAAAUUCUAAAUGUUUCCUUUUGCGAGACACUUGAGAGUCUACCAGAGCUUCCCCCAUUACUUUCAACUUUAAAUGUCUCCUCAUGCUAUUCACUUCAAAUUCCAUCCAACCUUCCUUUGUCUCUUCAAAUUGUAAACCUUUGUGACUGCAGCUUAUUUCAGACUCUAGUUCACCAUAUUCGAUCCGUUAAAACAAAAGAUACCAAAAAUUCUAGAUUAGUACAUCAAACUCUAUCGAAGCUUCCCCUACCCUCAGAGGUUUCGUGUUCCUGCAAUUCAAUCAAAACUGGAGCAGUGUCUCUCGAGUCUUUCACCUCUCUCAUUGAAGAUUGUCUAUCUUCCCUGAAAUUUACGACAGAAGAAGAAUAACAUGAAAAGACAAGAAUGGUGAAAAGAUAAAUCGUGUUGUAUUUCCCUCUCAGAUACACAUACUUAAGGCUAAAUAUAUCAGAAAUGUAUGUUCAUCAUCAUACUCGUACAUGUUGCUAGCAAAAGAUCGUAUACAAAUUUCAUGAAAUUAAGAGUACUGUUACAAUUUAUUAUACUGUUCAGUUAAUUUAAUUUUUUAUCAUUUUAAUCAAAUCUCCUACUAUCACUUUGUAUG